This is a messenger RNA of Durusdinium trenchii, 675 nucleotides long. Lineage: Eukaryota; Dinophyceae; Suessiales; Symbiodiniaceae. The record is from the annotation of a GenBank genome assembly.
AUGUGUCGUUUUGGAAGACGCGCCGUGCUGCGUGUUGUGUUUGCCCUACCGGAGGCGGUGGCCUCCGCCGAAGCGCGGCGCUUGCAAGGCUUCAAUCGGCAACCGGCGGACCGAACCUUGUUGCUUACAUGGAGAGGGGAGCAUGCAGAGUCCAGUGCAAGGUCUGACGUGCGGCAAGGCUACUUGGAGGUGAAUGAGACGGUACGGCCAAGGAUCCUUAAGACCUUCCAGUCCAAAGAAGAUGCAGAUGUUGGUCGCUCCUCCAUGCGCUAUAGCUUUCUCAUGGGCAACGCGCAUUUCUGCUUGGUGCCUCGAGGCCGAGGAUGGUGGACGGUGCGGCUCUUCGAAAGUUUCUACGCUGGAUGCAUCCCGGUCCUGUUGAGCGACGAUGUAGAGCUCCCCUUCCAAGAGUUUCUGUCUUGGGAGACCUUCUCAGUGAAGUGGCCCAUGGAUCGGGUGGACUUGGGUCUCUACGAGCACUUGCAGCACUUGCAGCAGGAUGAGGUGAAGUUGGAACGGCUCCACCGGAUGGUACGGGAGGUGGCCUGUUGGUUUGAUUAUUUGCAACCGAUGGAGGCCUCUUGCUCUCCUUAUCAAGGCUUUUUGAAGCUACUGGCUUUGUCCACGUCACGGCAAGUUCGAGAUCCACCCGUGCUACGCCGAUUCUGGUUCUAA